This is a messenger RNA of Schistosoma spindalis, 729 nucleotides long. The record is from the annotation of a GenBank genome assembly. NCBI's taxonomy places the organism in Eukaryota, Metazoa, Platyhelminthes, Trematoda, Strigeidida, Schistosomatidae.
AUGAUUAAUUUAUUUCCUCAUGUAAAUAAACUAUUGAUUCAUGAAAAAUAUAUAGUGCUUACUCAAAUUAGAAAUAAAAAAUAUUAUCGUUAUUGGUGGAUACCAUUUCAUUUAGAUGAUUUUCAAACAAUAACACAAUCAAAACCAAAUUCUUAUGAAAGAUGGAAUCAAGAAUGGAUGGAUUCAAAACUUCCAAUAGAAUUACAAUAUUUCGAUACAUCACAUCUUCCAUCUCAUUUAAAAGCAAGACUAAAACCAUCCAAUAAAUUUUUUAAAAUAACCAGUAGAAAAGAAAAAACAGAAGAUUAUCGUAGACGUUUAUUUGGUGAAUAUGGUUUACAUAGUGGUAUUAAUCCAGCAUUAUUAUUUAUGAAUGAUAAUGAAAUCAUCUAUGAAAAGAAUAAAGAAAAUCUAUUAGAAGAUUCUAUUUUACAAGUGAUCAAUACUAAAACUGAACAAGAGAAACAAGCUAGAUUAGACAAUGAAACAUUAAUGUUAAAAAUUAAAAAAAAUUUAGAUAAAAUGCCUGAAUUAAUAAAAAAAUUUCAUGAACAAGAAGAUAAACAAUCAUCUAUGAAAGAUAUAAAAGAGGCUAAAAUCAAUAAGUAUAUGGAAGAGGCAAGAGAUCGUUUUGGUUUUUAUCCAAGUAAAAAAGAUCCAAAAUUUAUAAAAUUGAUACAAGAAUCUGAUGAACAAAAUAAAUUACAACGUAAACAGAAAAAGAAAUAA